Molecule: messenger RNA, 1356 nt
Organism: Asparagus officinalis (garden asparagus)
Lineage: Eukaryota; Viridiplantae; Streptophyta; Magnoliopsida; Asparagales; Asparagaceae
Product: short-chain dehydrogenase TIC 32, chloroplastic-like
Exons: 9
Coding region: 72-1163 (363 amino acids)
Source: RefSeq, a predicted model, not a curated record
UUCUUUAUUUCUCUACCAUAUAUUCCCCUAGAAAGAGGUCACCCUGCUAACAACACGACAUAGGAGGAGGAAUGGGUCUCUGGAACUGGCCAUGGAGAGCAGGGUCCUCUGGAUUUGGCUCGUCUUCAACAGCUGAACAAGUCACUGAAGGGAUCGAUGCCGAUAAUCUCACUGCAAUUGUCACAGGAGCAACAAAUGGCAUUGGCAAAGAGACAGCAAGAGUUCUAGCGCUGAGAGGGGCUAAAGUCAUAAUACCAUCAAGAACACUCGAAAGCGGCACCAAGGUCAAAGAAAGCCUCCUCGAACAGAAUCCAUCAGCGAAGCUCCAAGUAUUGGAGAUGGACCUGAGCUCCCUCCACUCAGUUGACUCCUUCGCGCGCUCCUUCAGUUCAUCAAACAAACACCUUAACAUCCUCAUAAAUAAUGCAGGAAUAAUGGCGUGCCCCUUUCAGCUGUCAAAGGAUGGAAUAGAGUUGCAAUUUGCUACGAAUCACCUAGAGAUGGAGAAAAGAAAAACGAACAAUCACAGAGGAUACAUAGAAUUUUAUAUGGUUCACUUCUCAACGAGAGAAGCUACGUCCACGGCCGCCGCAAGAAAAAAUUCACUUUUCUCAGGACAUUUCCUGCUCACCAAACUCCUACUAGAAAAGAUGAAAGCCACAGCCAAAGCGACGGGAAUACAAGGAAGGAUAGUCAAUGUAUCCUCUGUAGCUCACAAGAGAAGUGAUGGAUCCUGCUUUGAUUUGGAUAAGAUAAAUGACAAAUCAAGAUACAAGCCUUUUGGUGCGUAUUCUCACUCGAAGCUGGCAAAUAUACUUCAUGCGAAUGAGCUAUCUAGGCGGUUGAAGGAAGAGGGAGCCAAUGUAACAGCCAACUCCUUGCAUCCAGGAGUAAUAAUGACCAACAUAGUUCGCUACCUAAACUUAAAUGGUGUGAUAAUUUCUCUUGGUACUAUGGCGAAACCAUUUCUUAAGGACAUCCCCGAGGGAGCUGCAACAAAUUGUUACGUAGCGCUGCACCCCAAAGUGACAAAUGUGACUGGGAAAUAUUUUGUCAACUGCGAUGAGGCAACACCAACCUCCGCAGCAAGAGAUGCCGGUUUAGGCAAAAAGCUUUGGGACCUUAGCGAGGGGCUUAUUAGAACAAACAGACGAACAAAAUAGCAUCUUUCUUGUAGGUGAAUUUGUUUAAUUUGUACACGCUGGUCUGGAUGAUCAAUGACGCUAAAAUUGUUACUAAGCUUUGCUAGUUUCCUUACCGAUCCUGUACAUUUUUGUUUUUCCCCCGCGUAGCUCGAUCCGGUGCUCAAUUUAAAUGGAAAAUGAUGGUUCUGCAGUUGAGGACCUAAAUGAUUUA